Molecule: messenger RNA, 3254 nt
Organism: Arachis duranensis
Lineage: Eukaryota; Viridiplantae; Streptophyta; Magnoliopsida; Fabales; Fabaceae
Exons: 14
Coding region: 1256-2842 (528 amino acids)
Source: RefSeq, a predicted model, not a curated record
AAAAGGUUGGCUAAUUCUUGCGAAUUUAGGUUGGAGGAGUCUGAGCUGUUUCAGCGCUUAGGAGCUCCCUUGUAUUGCUAACUCUAUUGUAAGUACUUAAUUGAAAAUUUGGUGAAACUAGGACAGAUAGAGUAAUUAAGCCUUCUAUUAUUCCUUGAUAAGUAAGGAGAUGGAGCUUCGCCUCUUUGAAGGAGAUGACACUCUGGGGUUGCUCAUCAAUAUCGGAAGUUAUUUUCUGGUUAAUGGAACUGAAGGGGAUGUGUGGAUGGAAUUUAUGUUGAUGGCAUUAGAAGGGAAGUACCUUGCCGGUUUCCAGAGAAACAGGUUGCAUUCCUUCAUGGCAACUGUUUCGAGAUCCAGCACUGCGUUUAUUUCAACUUCGAGGGGUCAAGGACCUGUUUCGCUUCCUAAAAGUCAAACCAAUUGGUAUCUGUUACAUACCCUGAGAAGAGUGGGAGCGAAACAGAAAAUUCUACUGAGGCAGCAACAAGAGCUAAGAGAAUUCCUCCUUUACCCUUCAUUUACAGUAGGAUGAAUAGGAGAGGGAAAAGAGCAAAUGGUGGGGACUGGCUGACUAGGGAAUCACUUGUGUAACUAAUUGGCCCCGUGGCUGAGUUAGUGGGUGGGUGUGUGAUCCUAGGCUGAUUCUGUUAAGGAAGAUGAGAGGGUGGGAAUUAAGUUAGAAUUGAGAAAGGGGUGAUUUCACAAUCAUUCAUUCCUACCUCAGAUCUUCUAGUUCUAUUUUUUUUCUUUCUAUUUCUUGGGUACCAGUUGUUACAGUAUCAUGCUGAAUUAUAUUGAACAAUUUAAAAGGUUUAUGAGCCAUUGCAUUUUGUUAAUUGUGAGAUAGUGAAAGGCCGUUUUUGCUUGAGGAGAGAAAUAGGGAAUUGAAGGGAGGUGGAGCAAACUGAUGGAGAAGGGUGGGCCUUUUGAAAGGUGCAAACUCUAUUGGGUCUGAGCUGCUUCCAACUCGGAUUUGGAAGAACAAGGAAGGUGGUUGGUCUAGGCCAUAAGCACCUCUCACAAGAAGAAUUGCAGCAGUGAAGCUGCAGAGUUCUCUACUUCAAGUGUGGCGAGGUUUGGGGACGAGAUCACUUUUUCAAGCUACACUUCCAAUUAAUGCUUGUUGAGUGUCCCAAAGAGGAACCCGAGGAAGCUCUUGAGAUUGCUUGCAGAAGAAUCUGAUGAUGGUUCUUCUGAAAGGUCAGAUCAAGAACUUGCUUUAUCAAAAGUUGUUGAUGGUAUACUACUUGGCAUGGAAGAAAAUUUAAGCUCUUCCAAGGCUAAAAGGGGAAAGCUUAUCGAAUAUGAGCAUCAUUGUCGUGAGAAAUUUUCAUCUGCCGAUGUUAAUCCUAAUUCUGAAAAGAUAGAUGUGCCAUUUGAAGCUCAGAAGAACGCUACCCCUUCUGUUGAUUGUAAAGAUUCCCAGGGGUUUGUCCAUGGCCAAAUUGAUGAGAAACCAAUUGAAGAGGUGACGAUGCUUAGUGAUCAAAGGAAAGUGACUGUUCUCUAUGAACUUCUUUCAGCUUGUCUUUCAGAUUUAGGUGAAGAUAACAAGAGAUAUACACGGAGAAGAAAAGGUUAUGAUGCUCGGCAUCGUGUGGCUUUGCGGUUGCUGGCAACUUGGCUUGAUGUCAAGUGGACAAAAAUGGAGUCCAUUGAGACCAUGGUUUCAUCUGCGGCAAUGGCUAUAAUUAAAGAACAAGAAUCCAAAAAAGAAGAAAGUCAAUUAAAUGAAAGCAAGUGGGCUAAAUGGAAGCGUCGUGGGAUUAUUGGUGCUGCUGCUGUAACUGGGGGAACUUUGUUGGCUGUUACUGGUGGGUUGGCCGCACCAGCAAUUGCUGCAGGACUAGGUGCUUUGGCCCCAACUUUGGGUACUCUGAUCCCUGUAAUUGGAGCAAGUGGAUUUGCUGCAGCUUUUAGUGCUGCAGGAACUGUUGCUGGUUCUGUUGCUGUUGCUGCAUCAUUUGGAGCUGCGGGAGCUGGACUUACUGGAAGCAAAAUGGCUAGGAGAGUUGGUGGUGUUGAAGAAUUUGAAUUCAAAGCUGUAGGAGAAAACCAUAAGCAAGGUAGGCUAGGUGUGGAGGUCAUGGUCUCUGGAUUUGUUUUUGAGAAGGAAGACUUUUUAAGGCCAUGGGAAGGACAGCAUGACUACUCAGAGAGAUAUGCACUGCAGUGGGAGUCCAAGAAUCUGAUUGCCGUGAGCACUGCAAUUCAAGAUUGGCUUACUUCAAGACUUGCAAUGGAGUUGAUGAAACGAGGGGCAAUGAUGACUGUUCUGAGCACACUUUUAACUGCAUUGGCUUGGCCUGCCGCGUUACUUGCAGCGACUGAUUUCAUAGAUAGUAAAUGGACAAUUGCUAUCAACAGAGCAGAUAAAGCAGGAAAGUUGCUUGCUAAAGUCUUAUUAAGUGGAGUACAUGGAAAUAGGCCUGUGACACUUGUAGGUUACUCACUCGGAGCAAGAGUUAUUUUCAAGUGUCUUCGGUAUUUGUCCCAGACAGAAAACAGUGCCGAAAUAGUAGAAAGAGUUGUUCUUCUUGGAGCACCAAUCCCAAUCAAGGAUGAGAACUGGGAAGCUGCUAGAAAGAUGGUAGCAGGAAGGUUUAUAAAUGCUUAUUCAAGGAAUGACUGGAUGCUUGGAGUUGCCUUCCGCGCAAGCCUACUAACGAAAGGAUUAUCUGGAAUCCAACCGGUCAAUAUACCUGGGAUCCAAAAUGUCGAUGUCACAAACCACAUUGAAGGCCAUUCUUCUUAUCUGUGGGCAACCCGUCAGAUCAUGGAUGAUCUUCAAUUGGAUACGUACUAUCCCGUUUAUAACAACAUUCUUUGUAUAUCUUGAAAUCCCCCUGCCGUUGUGGAUCCCAAAAUGGGAGGAAAAGAAAAAACUAAAGCAGAAAAAUCACAACCAUUCAGGUGCUCUACUUCUCUGUAUAUCAUAGUUAUUGCUAUAGUUAUUGCUGGUGGUCCACCAGUAAAUGCACCGAUUUUAGAUAUAAAAUGCUAAAACUCAGUACUUUUACGGAGUGGACCACCUGAGUUAAGAUAGCUGUAGUAUAUAUACAUUUUCUUUAUCAACUGCACAGAAGCCUCAACUUGUUAUUUGGUGGGUUGGAGCAAAAACACUACUUUCAUAUGUGAAAAGAAACACCACUUAGGUGUAUCAGUUGGUAGUUCAAUGAAACAUCAGCUGGUACAUAGGUGUUGUAAGCAUGACAUUGCUUAAUGAGAUAAUGUGUGUUUUGGUGCUAUUA